AUGGGUGCUCUCACAGCUCAAUAUACAGCUCCAGAUCCCUACACCACCUUGAAGCUGUUCUAUACGGGCACAAGGAAGUGGUCCAGGUGCUGCUUGACCAUGGAAUUGACACAUCCAUUAUUGAUUACAAGCAGCAAACAGCGUUACAUGUUGCUGCGCAGUGCUUUGCGUCCGAUAUCGUCGCACUUCUUCCAGGAAGAGGAGCAGAUCGGUCUACUGCACGUCUGGAUCGAGGUGGGCCGUAUCGUUGUCGGCACGGCAAGUUUAUUGGAAGGUCUACAGCUGCGACCUCGCUGGCACCGUUGCUAUAGUCGUUCAUCGCAUUCGCCCCUCCCGAGUCCUAGCCAUCCGGGCUUUCUCCAAAAGAGAUGCAGACAAGAUGUCGUAGAGAUUCCGCCAGAUCCAGCACGAAAAUAUCGUCUCUGCCAAAGAAUGCUUCCGAUUCAAGGAUUCGAUGUCCUCAGCAGUUUAUCCUAUCUCACGGCAGCCGGUUUUGAGCAUCGGUCUCUGAUAUCCUCCAAUAUACUGUUGGGGCUUGAUGGGGUUAUCCAGAUCGCGGCCUUGGAGGACUGUCAUACGCAUCUUCUGGAUCAGACACAGGCUCAAGCCAUGAAAGCGUUGGCAACCAUUACUAUGGAGCUAAUGCAAAAAUAUGUCAAGGAUGACGGGGUGAUCGGGGUGGAUGAUGUAGAGCGAUGGCCGGUCGAUUCUGAUGCCGUUGGAUUCCUUUCGGCGACUACCUCUGCUGGUUCUAUCGAAGAACUAAAAGGCUUAACUAACUACAGAGUAGGUCGAUCCAAAUUAUUCGGAUCACUCUCUGACAACCCUGGCUUCGGAAGCAAUUCAGCCUACAACUUGGGUCUCAGGUAUCUUACGUAA
Messenger RNA from Rasamsonia emersonii CBS 393.64, 879 nucleotides. RefSeq lists its product as uncharacterized. NCBI's taxonomy places the organism in Eukaryota, Fungi, Ascomycota, Eurotiomycetes, Eurotiales, Trichocomaceae. The transcript is spliced from 6 exons. The coding region runs from base 1 to 879 and encodes 292 amino acids. The record is from RefSeq and is a predicted model, not a curated record.